Closterium sp. NIES-67 is the source of this 2462-nucleotide messenger RNA. NCBI's taxonomy places the organism in Eukaryota, Viridiplantae, Streptophyta, Zygnematophyceae, Desmidiales, Closteriaceae. The record is from the annotation of a GenBank genome assembly.
CCCGAGACGACUUUCUUGCAUCGUAUUUCGCCCUUUCGCCUUUCGUGCCUCCUACUAUUUUGCGAAUUAGUCAGCUGAUCUCGCUCCGCUUCAGCUACUAAAUCGUUCCGAGUCGUUCGUCGACUGACUUCCUUCUUCAGUAACAGCUUCUUCGCUGAACCGAGCGUCACUGACGCCAGUGAAGUUUACUGAAGCUGCUGGCAGCCGCCGCCGUAGAAAUUCGCACCUCAGCGCGAGAGCAUCAUCAUCUACGAUCUUCGUCACGCGACGCGUAGCGCUCUCCUUUUUUGCUCGAGGUCUAUCACCCUCGGUACUAUCUCACCACCAUGCUGCAUAUUCCGGCCUCGCAUUCGCAUCACGCGGCGCCGACCGGGAGCCAUCAGCACCACCACCACGCGAAGAAAUCAUGGAUUCGGCACAAGCCGCCGGCUCUCGAGUCCUUCCCGGCGUCCUUCGAUUCGUCUACUGCUUCCGGGGGACCUCCAACGCUCGUUUCUGUUUCUGGGAAUCCUAGCAUGGGAGGCGGCGCCGCCAUGGGAGGUGGCGGCCCCAUGGGAGGUGGCGGCCCCAUGGGAGCUAUCUCCCCUCCCAUGUUGAGCUUCGGCCAUCUCCUCUCCUACCCGCUGGUCGAACCGCCGUACGAUCCCUCGACUCCGCCGCGGUCCGUUUCUGCGACCGGCGGAGCGCCGUCCGUUCCCCACCGUCCGAUUCGCGUGCAUCUCUUCACGGACGAUCUGAGCCGCGAAUACGGCUCGCAUGUGCGACAGGCGCCGUCGCCUGGUUGCUGUGCGCCUGCGACAUUUCGUAGCGACGGGUGUUGCGACGGAGCGAGCGACGCUUUCGCGAAUCCGUCGCCGCGGCGCAAGUCUCCGCGGCCGAUUAUCGACAUCAAUCACCCGCCGUCGUCGUCUUACGAAUCGGCGUCACAGGAAUUCUCCCAAGCCCCCGCGACUCCCGCGGCUAGCGGCGCGAAGCCGAUCACCUGCCAUGGCGUCAACAUGUUCUUCCCUCGCGACGGCGACGUCGCAGAGCCGUCGCACGGCCUCGCUUCUGCGACAGCCGCGCGCACGCACCCUCCCCCUGUCCCUGCCUUCUCGUCCCGCCCCCAUCACCCGAUCUCCCGCGAGCGAGCCGCUGCACAUCGACCUAUGGAAAACGCCCACGUCAGCGCCGUCGGGAACCGCUGGCAGUCGCUUGAGCGAAUCGCUACUAACUACGACCAUGCUAAUGCCGUUUCUGGCCCGCAGUCCCCGGCUCCUAAAGCCGUGCUGCCACACAGCCUUCGCCAUAGUGCCCCUACAGCCCGCGGCCGGAUGUCAGGCCUUGACAUGUGCACCGAGUCGUCUGUCACAAUGCACGGAGAGGUGACUGGAGGCGAGACGGGAGGCGAUGACACGCAGGACCGCUGGGAGUACAGCGAAGGAAACGACGCUGCUGCUGCUGGUGCUGCUGCUGCUGGUGCUGCUGCGGUGCAGAGUGACGGAAUCGUCAAGACCUGCGUUCACUGCGGCACGUCCAAAACGCCGCUCUGGAGAAAUGGCCCACCCGGACCCAAGUCGCUGUGCAAUGCGUGCGGCAUUCGCUUCAACAAGAUCCGCAGUGGCAAGCGCAAGGCGUCCCCCCAGGAGGCAGCCAUGCUGCGCGAAUACGAAGCCAUCAACCCGGCCUUCUCCCAGCCUCUGCCCCACUCGCCUCUCCACAAGGCGCGCUCCAAGCUGCCUCGCCCUUACACCGGCCCCUUGUACGGGCCCGCGCCAUGCUCAAACGGCCUCCCGUCGCCUGCCACCAGCGGCAGCAACAGCGACUGCGACAGCGAGGAUGGCAGCCCGCGGUCUCCUCUUGCCAUGCUGCAGAAGAGCAUGUUUUGUGGCCUUCCAGCCUCGUCCCACACGACACCUGCUCCUGUGGCUGCUGCUGUCGCUGCCCCUGCUGCUGCCCUUGCUGCUGCUGCUUCUUCUGCUGCUGUUGCUGCCCCCAUGUGUUUGCUGGAGGAGUAUCGCCCGUUCAAGAAGCUCCGCAGGAGCUCUCCCCUCGCUCCUGUGGACGCACAAAAGGAUCGCAGCAGAGAUGCUGCUGACAGCACAGGCACGAGCUGCGUUAGCCUUCAGGGAACAGCCCCAGCCUCCCCCACAGGAGCCACGGUUGUAGCUGACGACAGGUGCUACAUCCCUGGUCUUAUGGACCUGAAUGAAGCCAGCCCAGCAGCAGAGGAAGUGCCAGAGGAAGGGCAAGUGUGUGAGGACUUGAGAAGGGAGGGGGUUGAAGAGAAGCUGUGUGCACUGCUUGAGAAGGAGCAAGGGGGAAGGAAAGCGAGUGACGAUGAUGUGGUGCUUGGAGCAGAACUUCUUGUGUCACUUUUUGGCAGCGGCCUGAUGUAAAUGCUGUGCAUGUCUCAAGAAAAGUGAUGUGUUUUUGUGGCUGCUGUCUUGACUAUGUACAAAUCAUACUUGUAUAGUUGCUUU